This is a messenger RNA of Gracilinanus agilis (Agile Gracile Mouse Opossum), 948 nucleotides long. RefSeq names its product olfactory receptor 1020-like. The transcript has a single exon. Gene Ontology annotation, molecular function: olfactory receptor activity; odorant binding; G protein-coupled receptor activity. Lineage: Eukaryota; Metazoa; Chordata; Mammalia; Didelphimorphia; Didelphidae. The record is from RefSeq and is a predicted model, not a curated record. Gene Ontology annotation, biological process: G protein-coupled receptor signaling pathway; sensory perception of smell. Gene Ontology annotation, cellular component: membrane. The annotation marks the transcript as partial.
AGAUACAUGGGUGAAAUCAAGGUGCGGAAUCAAACAGAGGUGACUGAAUUUGUCCUGUUAGGACUCUCAGACAAUCCCAAACUUCAACUUAUCCUCUUUGUCAUAUUCCUCUUCAUCUACACAGCCACCAUGGUGGGCAAUUUGGGCAUGAUCCUGUUAAUCAAAAUUGAGCCUAGACUCCAUACCCCCAUGUAUUUCUUCCUCAGCAAUUUGUCUUUUGUGGACUCAUCUUACUCCUCUUCAAUCACUCCCAAGACGCUGGUAAACCUCUUGGAUGAGAACAAAGCCAUCUCCUUCAAUGGUUGUGCAGCUCAGUUUUUCUUCUUUGGCUCAUUUGUGGGUAUUGAGUGUUUCCUCUUAGCAAUCAUGGCAUAUGAUCGCUAUGUGGCCAUCUGCUAUCCACUAUUAUACUCUGUUAUCAUGUCAGAAAGAAUUUGUCUCAUGCUUGUCAUUUCUGCAUUUUUGGGUGGUUUUAGUAAUGCAGCUGUUCAUACUGGUAUGACCUUCAAGUUGUCCUUUUGUGGCUCCAAUCUGAUUAAUCAUUUUUACUGUGAUACACCACCCCUCCUGAAACUCUCUUGUUCAGAUACUUAUAUCAAUGGGAUGCUCAUCAUGAUUUUCUCCAGCUUCAUUGUCAUCAGUUGUGUAUUGAUGAUCCUCAUCUCUUACCUUUUUAUCCUUGUCACCAUCUUGAGGAUGAGGUCUGCUGAGGGUAGGAGCAAAGCUUUCUCCACCUGUGCCUCCCACUUAAUGGCUGUCACCAUUUACUUUGGGACCAUUCUUUUCAUGUAUUCACGUCCCACCUCUAGUUACUCAAUGCAGCAAGAUAAGGUAGUCUCUGUAUUUUAUACAGUGAUUAUUCCCAUGCUCAAUCCCUUUAUAUACAGCUUAAAAAACAAAGAUGUGAAAGAUGCCCUGAAGAAGGUUUUACAGAGACAUAUGACUUAG